Molecule: messenger RNA, 348 nt
Organism: Arachis ipaensis
Lineage: Eukaryota; Viridiplantae; Streptophyta; Magnoliopsida; Fabales; Fabaceae
Source: RefSeq, a predicted model, not a curated record
AUGGAUUAUUCUUUCCCUGGUCAGGUUGUUGGUAUUGAAGGGCAUAAUCCUAGUGGGCAUUGCUUAGUUGCAUCUAAAUUGGUAGAUUCUAUACCACCUACCUCUGUUGCUGAUGAUAAGGAUUUGAAUCCAGCAAAGAAGCUAGCUAUUGAUAAAAGUCAACCAAUUGAUAUUACUUCUAAAAAGAUAGAGUUGUCCAUGGUUGCUUCAAAACAAUGCAAUUUCGUUCAGAUUCCUACAGCAAUUGGAAGCCUAGAAAAGCUUCAGACACUUGAUCUCUCCAAUAACGAUUUUAGUGGCGAGAUACCGAAUUCUUUGGGAGGCCUCAAGAACCUGAAUUAUUUGUAA